CCAUCAACAAACAUCAGAGCGGACACGAUGGAUCAGAGCGAGAACGAGGUCGAUGAAGUCACAGCUCUUGCCGGCCCUCACCAGCAACAUGUCGGAGCUAGACGGGCCUCGGCUGCGCCGUUCUGGAACACAGCGUCGCCAACCGAGAACGAAGGCGACAUCUGGGAACUGUUUGAAGUCUAUCGUCGAUCGGCGAACCGCUACAUGAACCAGUACUUCGACUGUCUGGACCGCCUACGGGCUUCUAGCGCUGAAAUCAACGCGGGUGGUCACUCACAGGAAGUCGCCAUCCGCGAAAACUCCGAUGCGGAGGGCGAUGUCUGGCUGCUUAAGAUCUCACAUGACAGCGCGGUACGGGAUCUCGCCGCGCUAGACAAGAUUCUAGACAAAGCCAAGAGUGAAGAAAAACCGCGAGUGAGAGACGUUUCUCCAGCCGUAGUUUUGUGGACUUGUACAUGCUCUGUUCUGGCCUUGGGUCUACCCAAGAAGGUGCCUUGGGCCUUAUUACAGGUCAGCGCCCUUGCCGGCACCCUUGCCGGCGCCCUGCUGCUCAUUUUCCGCAUCGUCCGGAAACCUCCCCGGGUCAACAGGCUGGACCCUGUGCAGCACAAGGUCCGAGACCUGAUCCGUUUGUUUGAGCAAGGUGCGAUGAGGCAGCGAGACCGGGGUGAGGUCCUCAUCUCUCCUGUGGACUUGAACACAUGCAGCUAA
This is a messenger RNA of Fusarium falciforme, 711 nucleotides long. RefSeq lists its product as hypothetical. The transcript has 3 exons. Bases 28 to 711 code for a protein of 227 amino acids. Lineage: Eukaryota; Fungi; Ascomycota; Sordariomycetes; Hypocreales; Nectriaceae. The record is from RefSeq and is a predicted model, not a curated record.